Messenger RNA from Fulvia fulva, 1275 nucleotides. RefSeq lists its product as uncharacterized. NCBI's taxonomy places the organism in Eukaryota, Fungi, Ascomycota, Dothideomycetes, Mycosphaerellales, Mycosphaerellaceae. Gene Ontology annotation, biological process: lipid metabolic process. Bases 1 to 1275 code for a protein of 424 amino acids. The transcript has a single exon. Gene Ontology annotation, molecular function: phosphoric diester hydrolase activity. The record is from RefSeq and is a predicted model, not a curated record.
AUGCAUACAUCUUUACCCCCGCUGUCAAAAGGGCGAAUAGCGCUCUACCUGUUCGCUGGCAUGAGCAUCUUCUUCAUCACAUUUGCAGCAGUGGCUAGCUGGAGUCAGCCAGCAGCAGGAUUGUUUAGGCCAUCGUCUCGGUAUCAGGAUGCAUCUGGAUCGAUAAGUUCUCUGGCUAGCUUAGCAUUGGAGAAAGUCCUUGGCGAUGGAUCACCAGUAUUUGGUCUACCGACGACCACCCAGGCCUCGACUGCCACAUGGAUGAAAGCAUACCACGAUGAUACCAAGAUCGUGCACAUGAACAUCCCAGGAACGCACGAUGCCGCCACCUGGAAUUUCUCAAAGACCACGCAAGAGUAUCUCGAGCCAGUGACGGACCUGAUCAACAUUACGGAGGUCGAUUCCUCAUUUUAUAGAUGUCAGAACCAGUCGAUGAGCACCAUGCUCAACGCCGGCAUUCGCGCUUUCGAUUUGAGAUACGCCUACGAUGUAACGAAGUCCACAUUGGUUUUCUGGCAUGGCAAUGCCUUGCAGUCGCAAACAGCGACUGUCGACGACGUCCUAUACAGUUUCUACGACUGGCUUGACGGCCAUCCCAGCGAAGCAUUGUUCCUGUCAUUCCAGCACGAGGGUGGUAAUGAUGACCUGGGGACACAGCUGAUGUUUUAUAACAUCUUGACAACCCCAGCAGCGAAGAAGUACAUUUUACAGACACGAGGCAGUCUAGGGACCUUGGGCGAGGCUCGUGGCAAGAUCACACUCCUCCGCCGCUUCGAUCUGGACUUGCUACCAGCGUCAUACGAAGAAGCAAUGCCAGGCCUCCACUUCUCGCCCAAGAACUGGACUGACAAUGGAGCCAACAUUACCCUGGUCUACAACCAAACAACAGGCGAGACCGCAUACAUCGAGGACUACUACAGCCCCAACACUCGGAAGAACUCAUCAGCUGCGCUGAACAUACAAUACAAGCUGAAUGCCACGGAAGCGGCUCUGAGACGUGCUUCCAUCUCAAAUGCGGACAGCCUGCACUGGUCUUUCGCAUCAAGCACGAAUACUGGGAAUGAUCCUCCUGAUACACCCCAGACUCAGGCUCUGGGCAAUGGGACUUUGACGCCGAAGGGUGGUGUCAAUCAGCAGCUUGUGCCGAUUCUGAAGACUUUGCAGGGGAAGAGACUUGGGAUUGUUAUGUUUGACUUCUUUGAGGAGCCGGGAGAUCUGAUACCGUUGUUUUUAAGCUUGCUUUCGCCGGAGCUUGCUAAGGGUUAUGAAAUGUAG